Seminavis robusta is the source of this 837-nucleotide messenger RNA. The record is from the annotation of a GenBank genome assembly. NCBI's taxonomy places the organism in Eukaryota, Bacillariophyta, Bacillariophyceae, Naviculales, Naviculaceae.
AUGAGCUCCGAUUCAGAAAGCGACGACGACAACAACACUGUGCUGGGCGACGUAAAACAUGUGCUGGACAGCAUAGGGAUUCCAAAUCGAUCUCGCUGUAUGAGGGAGCCAGAUGUCGUGGUGGUGGUUGGCAAAGAACAAGAAGAAUUCCAAAUGUCCAGCUUUGCCUUGCGUCUUGUCAGCGACUACUUUGAUGCUGCAUUUCGUAGUGGCAUGAAGGAAGCCGCAUUUGGAAGAUUCGAAUUCCUCGAAAAGAAGCGGGAGGAGUGGGAAUUGAUCAUGUCGAUCAUGGACCCAUUCUCGAACGUGGUAGUUUCCAAUGACAAUGUCGACAUGCUGCUGCCCUGGUUCGAUGAGCUUUGCAUGCCACAGGGACUUGACGAAAGUGACAAAGUCCUCUUCGAAUCUCGUCUCGGGAGUGGAACCAUUGUCGUGUCGAACCACCAAGUUGUAGAAUUGUUGUCAACGAGUCUACGGUACAAUCUUGCACGAACCAAAGCACACUGCUUUCAGCAUGUGCGUGCUCUAUUCAAUCGAGCGUCAUCCACCGGUUGUUGGCAAAGCGAAGAGGAGAUUGGCCGUGUCUUGGAGCUCGUGGCCGCUCAUGCGGAUUGCCGCCGACAGCUUUGGGAUGUCUUUCAACAGUACAUUCCAACGACCAUUAUGGACUCAAGCGAACAGGACGUGUUGAUACGAAGUGGUCUUCUGGAAAGCUUUAUCGUGGCGGAUAUCAAAAUGAAGAAACACGAGCGAGAGCUGGACGCUUUGCAGAAAAAAGUGGUGCGCCACAGGAACCUGAUGCGUGGUUGCAAUGAUUGUUGGAGAAAUGUGUUAUGA